AGGAAUGUAAAGCAAGGCAUUUCCUCUCUUUGUAUGAAGAAUAAUUAUAAAUCUUCUCAUGCACGAAGAAUACAUAAAUUUGAAGGUUAGUAAGUAAGGUUAGAGGUUAAAGUAACAAGAAAAAAUGAUCUAGUCAUAACAAAGAGAAAAAUUAAGUGUAAUGAAGAAAAAUUCAAUAAAAAAUAAAGAUAAAUGUAUAAAUGGAGCAAUUACGCUUCACACAUCAACAAAUUGAAAGAUUCAACGACAGAAUAAAAAAUUGCAUCGAAGACGCAGAAUGCAGAAAGAUAUUGGAAAAGUUCCUACAAAACCCGCCAAGACCCGUCCAUUUAAACGCACUUAAACUCUGGAAAGCUGCCAAUGACAGACAUGCAUUUGAUGAAGACUUUUUCUUCGACUUAAUAGAUGAAGUCAGUGGCUUCAACGAGAACCCUCUGUUAACUAUUUCUGAGUGCGAGCAUAAGCUUCAGUAUGUUAAACAGGAGUGUUGCAGAAUAUUGGAGCCUAUUAAGUCUAUAUUUAUUGAUUAUUUAAACAAACAUCACCGAUAAGUACUUAAGAAUGUAGAGAUAAUUAUUUGCAAUAAUAUAU
Molecule: messenger RNA, 591 nt
Organism: Brassicogethes aeneus
Lineage: Eukaryota; Metazoa; Arthropoda; Insecta; Coleoptera; Nitidulidae
Source: the annotation of a GenBank genome assembly